AUGCCUGCCAAACUUAUCGACAGAUACGAUCACGUUCCAGUGACAAAGGAAGACCUCGAUUGGGCUGAACUUGUUACUCUUGACCUCAGUCAAUAUGACCAACCCGGAGGCAAAGAAGAGCUUGUAAAGCAACUGGAUCAUGCUGUGCGGCACGUGGGCUUCUUCUACGUCAAGAACUUCAACAUCAGCCAAGAGGAAAUUGAUCGCCAAUUUGCUCUCGGUCGCGAGUUCUAUGCACUUCCUCUGGAAGAAAAACUCAAGUACCACAGUGCCUCUGACCUCGAAAAGGGCGAAUAUAACGGAUACAGACCUGCGGGACACCGGGCUCUUGGAAAUGGGGUCAAAGACAAUGUACAAGUCUACAAUAUCCCCAAGUUCGACGGCUAUCACCAACGCCAGCAGCCGCCUAUUCUCAGCGAUCAUCUGGAGGAAAUCGAAGCAUUUAGCCGGAAAUGCCACACAGAAGUUGUCGAGAAGCUUCUCCGUCUGUUCGCCAUUCUCCUUGAGCUCCCUGAGGACCAGCUUGUCCGGGACCAUCAAUAUGAUGUGAAAGGUGAGGACCAUCUUCGAUACAUGCACUACGCAGCACGCGGGGCCGAGGAGAACCAAAAGGUGGGCAGUAUGUACGUACCCGGACAUACAGACCUGGGCACGGUAACUCUUUUGUUUCGUCAACCGGUUGCUGCAUUGCAGAUCCUUAAUUCUGAGGGUCAGUGGAAAUGGGUCCGUCCGCAGGAUGGAACAAUUACGGUGAACACCUGUGAUGCACUGACUGCUCUUACGGGUGGUCUGAUUAAGUCAAGCAUCCAUCGCGUCCAUGUGCCGCCAGCUGAUCAAGCGCAUGUUGAUCGGUUGGGAGUAUUAUACUUUGCACGGCCGAAUAACCAUGUCGUGUUGGACCCGAUCCAAAACAGCCCACUACUCAACCGACUAGGGUUUACGAAGAAUGUCUUCACGGAAUUAGGGCAACAUUUGACGACUGAGCAAUGGGUCAAGGUGCGACAGACGCAGCAGCAAAGACGCACACGAGAUGCGAAGAUCUCUGAGGAUGGGAAAUACACCUAUCGGCCGAAGGAUCUUGAGAUCCUUCCAGGCCUGCAUGCGCAGGUAUACAACUAG
Molecule: messenger RNA, 1119 nt
Organism: Aspergillus pseudonomiae
Lineage: Eukaryota; Fungi; Ascomycota; Eurotiomycetes; Eurotiales; Aspergillaceae
Exons: 6
Coding region: 1-1119 (372 amino acids)
Molecular function (GO): dioxygenase activity
Source: RefSeq, a predicted model, not a curated record